GGAAGGGAAAAAACACAGCGCGGGGCAGUUGCGAUGGCGGCGGGAGUAAAAAAAAAAAUAGCUGCAGCGCAAUUUAUUCUCGACCAGCCAGCCACAUAAUCGAUUCCCUCCCCCAGAGCUGGUCAUCUCUCGCGAGCCCGGGCCAAUUGCAACCGCUUGCUUUUGCAAAUCGCGAUCCUCCAAGCGCAUGCGCCAGUGAGGGUUUCUGGGAGCAGCACCUACCCACCUAAACACUCGAGUCUCGAGACGGCUUAACCCCGCCAACGACCCACGACGCAGUUCUUGGACCCCGCGACACCAUGGCUGAUCUCCGAAUCCUCCUCAUCGGCAACGGCGGCCGCGAGCACGCCCUCGCCUGGAAGCUGAGCCAGUCUUCCCGCGUCGAGCAAAUCUUUGCCGUACCCGGAAACGGUGGCACGGCCUCGUGCCCCAAGGUCGCCAACGUCGGCUCCGUCAAGGCUGAUGACUUCGCUGGACUCGUCAAGUUCGCCCAGGACAACCAGAUCAGCCUCGUUGUCCCCGGCCCCGAGGCACCUCUUGUCGAUGGUGUUGAAGGCUGGUUCAAGAAUGCUGGCAUCCCUGUCUUCGGCCCCUCCAAGGAGGCCGCUCGUCUCGAGGGUAGCAAGACCUACUCUAAGGACUUCAUGAAGAAGUUUGAUAUCCCUACCGCCGCCUACGAGAACUUCUCCGACUUCGACAAGGCCGUUGCCUAUAUCAACAGCAUCAGCCACGACAUCGUCAUCAAGGCCACCGGCCUGGCGGCCGGCAAGGGAGUCAUCCUUCCCCAGACCAAGGACGAGGCCAAGGCCGCUCUCAAGCAGAUCAUGGUGGACAAGGAGUUUGGCGAUGCUGGCAGCGAGGUCGUCAUCGAGGAACUCCUCAUUGGCGAUGAGCUCAGCGUUCUCACCUUUUGCGACGGCUACGCCUACCGAUCUCUCCCGCUUGCCCAGGACCACAAGCGCAUCUUUGACGGUGACCUGGGUCCCAACACUGGUGGCAUGGGCUGCUAUGCUCCCACCAACAUUGCCACCAAGGAGCUCACCGAGCAGAUCGACCGCGAGAUUCUCGAGCCCACCUUCGCUGGUAUGCGUCGGGAGCAACAGCCAUUCCGAGGUGUUCUCUUCACCGGCCUCAUGAUCACCAGCGCCGGCCCCAAGGUGCUAGAGUACAACGUUCGCUUCGGUGAUCCUGAGACCCAGACUGUUCUUCCUCUGCUGUCUGCUGAUACUGACUUGGCCGAUGUCAUGCUUGCUUGUGCCAACGGCUACCUCGAUAACUGCAACCUGACCAUUGAGAACAAGUUCAGCGCCACCGUUGUUCUCGCUUCGCCCGGUUACCCUGGCUCAUAUCCCAAGGGAGCUGAGAUGUCUGUCCAAACUGCCCCUGAGGGGUGCACCAUCUUCCACGCUGGCACCACCCUCGAUGGCAGCGUGUUGAAGACCUCUGGCGGUCGUGUGAUUGCCAUCAACGCUGUUGGAGACUCCCUCCGUGCUGCUGUCGAUGCUGCCUACGCUGCCCUCGACGCCAAGGUCAUUGAUUUCGAGGGUGCUUUCUACCGAAAGGACAUCGCUUACCGUGCUUUCCGAGACACCAAGCAGGCGAGCAUGACCUAUGCCCAAGCUGGUGUGGACAUCCAGGCCGGCAACGACUUUGUCGACAAGAUCAAGAAGGCCGUUGCCAGCACCAAGCGGGCUGGUGCCGAUGCCGAGAUUGGCGGCUUCGGCGGAGAGGUUGACCUCUCCAAGUGCGGCUUCCCUGAUGCCCCUAUCAUGGUCGGCGCCAUUGACGGCGUCGGCACCAAGCUCAUGAUUGCCCAGGCCAUGAACAAGCACGACACCGUCGGCAUUGAUCUGGUCGCCAUGAACGUCAAUGACCUGGUCGUCCAGGGCGCCACCCCCCUCAUGUUCCUCGACUACUACGGCUGCAGCAAACUCGAGCUUUCCACUGCGGCCGCUUUCGUCGAGGGUGUCGCCACUGGUUGCCGUCAGGCUGGAUGUGCCCUUGUCGGCGGCGAGACGGCCGAGAUGCCCGGCAUGUACCAGAAGGAUGACUACGAUGCCGCCGGCUGCGCUGUUGGCACCGUCACCAACGCCGGCCGCCUCCCCCGUUUGGAUGCCAUGGUCGAGGGCGACGUGCUCCUGGGUCUCGGUUCUGCGGGUGUCCACUCCAACGGCUUCUCCCUAGUCCGCCGCAUCGUCAAGAGCGCCGGCCUCAGCUACACCACCCCCGCUCCCUGGGACCAGUCUUUGUCCAUCGGCGAGUCUCUCCUUACCCCUACUCGCAUCUACGUCAAGAGCCUGCUCUCCGUUCUGGGCCAGAUCAAGGGUCUCGCCCACAUCACCGGCGGCGGUCUCCUCGAGAAUGUGCCCCGCAUGCUCCCCGAGGCCCUCGCCGCCGAGAUCGAGUUUGGCUCCUGGGAGAUCCCCCCGGUCUUCAAGUGGCUCAAGACGGCCGGUAACGUCACUCCUACCGAGAUGUGCCGCACCUUCAACUCCGGCAUUGGCAUGGUCAUCGCCGUCGAAGCUGCCCAGGCGGAAGCCGUCGCCCAGACCCUUUCCGCCGCUGGAGAGAAGGUCUUCACCAUUGGCCGUCUGGCCCGCCGAGACCAGGGCGAAGCUUGUCUGAUCCACAACGUGGAUUCUUGGAGCUCCGAGGCGGGACUGCCCGUGAAGCGAAAGGCGGAUUUGGCGUUGUGAUUUAGAAUAGGCGAUUUCUCUCUGGUUAGGAGAUGCUCGGAUGACAUGGCGAUUUAGAUUUUAAAAAGAAAAACGGACACCUUCAAGAGGCGGUUUAGAUUGAUGAGAUGUCAUGGAUGGAUGAAUUGGAUGGGAUUGGAUGGGAUGGGAUGCCAUUGGCUUAGUUACUCCCUAUGAAUGACAACACACUGGUGUUUUUUUUUGGAUCGCU
Ilyonectria robusta is the source of this 2907-nucleotide messenger RNA. Its product is annotated as phosphoribosylglycinamide synthetase. The coding region runs from base 300 to 2696 and encodes 798 amino acids. Gene Ontology annotation, molecular function: phosphoribosylformylglycinamidine cyclo-ligase activity; phosphoribosylamine-glycine ligase activity; metal ion binding. Gene Ontology annotation, biological process: adenine biosynthetic process; 'de novo' IMP biosynthetic process. The transcript has a single exon. Lineage: Eukaryota; Fungi; Ascomycota; Sordariomycetes; Hypocreales; Nectriaceae. The record is from RefSeq and is a predicted model, not a curated record. Gene Ontology annotation, cellular component: cytosol.